Messenger RNA from Klebsormidium nitens, 375 nucleotides. Lineage: Eukaryota; Viridiplantae; Streptophyta; Klebsormidiophyceae; Klebsormidiales; Klebsormidiaceae. The record is from the annotation of a GenBank genome assembly.
AUGAACGCGGAGCUUGGGCAGUCGGGCACGGAGUCGGAGAUUCGGUUCAAUGGGGGGCGCAAGCGGGCCAAGCGCAUAGAGAGGGAUCAGAGCCCAGAGUCGCACACACGUGAGAGGGGGCGUCGUCGGGUCUGGGACGAUGAGCGUGAAUCCGAGGAGCUCCGCGAAUACUUCGGCGUCUGCCGCAUUGACAUUCGUUCAGAGCGGGACUGCGGGGAGUCCAUCCAGGGGCCAAGCCCGACUCUUGAGGCUCCUGCGCGCGUGCAGACCGGGUCGCCAUCACAAGUGGACCCCAUCCUGGCCGCCGCCCAUUACUUCCACGGGCUCGGCAUCGUGACCGUCAUCACGACCUCGAGGAGAAGCGUAAUGAGUUAA